Macroventuria anomochaeta is the source of this 1069-nucleotide messenger RNA. Its product is annotated as HAD-like protein. The transcript has 2 exons. NCBI's taxonomy places the organism in Eukaryota, Fungi, Ascomycota, Dothideomycetes, Pleosporales, Didymellaceae. Bases 32 to 889 code for a protein of 285 amino acids. Gene Ontology annotation, molecular function: phosphatase activity. The record is from RefSeq and is a predicted model, not a curated record.
GCGAAUCCAUAGCCAGCAGAGAACCAACGAGAUGAGCCCAAAUACUACCCCACCACCCCGCAUUCGCGCGGCGCUGUUCGAUAUGGACGGCCUGCUCAUCGAUUCGGAAGACAUCUACACAGAGGUCACGAACACGAUUCUCACACGUUACGGCAAGCCAAACCUACCAUGGUCCAUCAAGGCGCAACUACAAGGUCGUCCUGGCCCUCAAGCCGGCCAGAUCUUCCACUCAUGGGCCCAGCUACCCAUUGGCCAAGAGCAAUUCCUCAAGGAGCAAAGGGAACUGCAAGUUAAACUGUUCCCGAACACAAAGCCUUUACCAGGUGUGAUGGACCUGUUGGCGGGACUCAAGAAGAGGGGUGUGCAUAUGGCAUUAGCGACGAGCAGCAACAAGAACAACUUCAAGAUCAAGAGCGAGCACCUCGGCGACCUCUUCCAGAACUUCGAGCUCGAGCACCAGGUCCUUGGUGACGAUCCACGGAUACCUGCAGGUCGCGGCAAGCCAGCACCGGACAUCUACCUCCUCGCUCUCUCCACGCUCAACAAGACGCUCGAGGCUCAAGGCCAGCCACCGAUACAACCAGAGGAGUGCUUGGUGUUCGAAGACAGCGUGCCGGGUGUCGAGUCAGGGCGGAGAGCAGGUAUGCAGGCAGUUUGGGUACCUCACCUGGAGCUGCUGAACGAGUACAAGGGCAGGGAGAAAGAGGUGUUGGCCGGGUUGACUGGCGAGCACAAGGAAGAUGAGGAGCAGCAGUUGCAGAAGACGGAAGUUGAGGUCAAACAGGGCAAGAGACAGGUUGGCAUGCCUGGUGAGACUGAUGAUGGGUGGUCGAGGCUGCUCAAGAGCCUGGAGGACUUCCCAUACGAGAGCUAUGGCAUGAGAGAAUAAAUGCCACGCGCAAGCUUAUUGAGUGAGUAACACAAAGUGUACCCUAUAACGUUCCUAUGCGCAUAUAUCCAUUUCGCAGGUUUAGCUAACUGAAGUGCGAGCUAAGUGUAGCAAGGCUAACGAAUGUGGGGGCUGCAUCGACCUAUUUAUGUGAACCAUGCAUGCUGCACGGACUGCGAC